Fusarium keratoplasticum is the source of this 1644-nucleotide messenger RNA. RefSeq lists its product as uncharacterized. Bases 1 to 1644 code for a protein of 547 amino acids. NCBI's taxonomy places the organism in Eukaryota, Fungi, Ascomycota, Sordariomycetes, Hypocreales, Nectriaceae. The transcript is spliced from 2 exons. The record is from RefSeq and is a predicted model, not a curated record.
AUGAAGUUCGGCGCUGCCCUCCUGGUCUUGGCCACCACGGCCCUGGCCCAGAACAUCCGAAGAGACUAUGGUGAGGACGACUACGGCAACGGAGGAGAUGAAUACGGAAGCGGCGGAGAGGAGUACGGUGACGGUGGAGAUGAUGGAUAUGGCGACAACGGCGGCGACAACGGCGGCGAUGACGGCGGCGACUACGGCUAUGGUGGUGACUACGGCGUGACCAAGACCGCUGUGACCUACACCACCGUGACUACCUGCCCCGUCACCUACACUCAUACCAAGGAGGGAACCACCUACUGCGUGACUGAGCUCACCACCUCGACCAUUGUCGUGACUGAGACCAAGGACGUCCACGUGACAGUCAAGAAGCCCGAUGUCACCAAGGAGUACACUGAUGUCGAAUAUGCCACCCGGACAACCGUGUGCCCCGUCACCGUGACUGAGACGAUUGGCGGUGAGGUUAUCACCAAGGUCUACACCACCACCAGCGUCAUCCAGGAAGUCGUCAAGACCACCGAGUACGAGAAGGUUAAGCAGCCCGACAUCACCAAGCACGAGACUGAGGUCGAGUACACCACCCGAACCACAGUUUGCCCCGUGACCAUCACCAAGACCAUCGCUGGUGAGGUUAUCACUGAGGUCUACACGACAACCAGCGUCAUUGAGGAGGUUGUCAAGAGUACCGACUACGAGCACGUCAAGCAGCCCGAUAUCACCAAGCACGAGACUGAAGUCGAGUAUACGACCCGCACAACCGUCUGCCCUGUGACGAUUACUAAGACUAUCGCCGGCGAGGUUGUUACCGAGGUCUACACUACUACCAGUGUCAUUGAGGAGGUUGUCAAGAGCACCGACUACGAGCACGUCAAGCAGCCCGAUAUCACCAAGUACGAGACCGACGUUGAGUACAUUACCCGCACUACUGUCUGCCCCGUCACUAUCACCAAGACCAUUGCUGGAGAGGUUGUCGUUGAGACAUACACCACCACCAGCGUGAUUGAGGAGAAGGUGCAGACCACUGAGUACGAGCACGUCAAGCAGCCUGAUGUGACCAAGUAUGCCACGGAUGUCAUCUACUACACCAAGACCAGCCUCUGCCCCGUGACCGUCACCAAGACCAUCGCUGGUGAGGUCAUCACCGAGGUCUACACUUCGACCGACUACAUUGUCGAGAAGGUUGAGACCACCAUCUACGACCAGGUCAAGAAGCCCGACGUGACCAAGCAGGAGCACGUUGUCGUCUACAACACCAAGUACAGCCUCUGCCCCAUCACCGUCACCAAGACCAUUGAGGGUGAGGUCAUCACCAACGUCUACACCUCGACCUCUGUCAUCGUUGAGAAGGUUGAGACCACCAUCCCUGUCUACGAGACUAUCGUCAAGACUGUCGGCCAGGGCGAGGUUGUCACCCAGUACUCCAAGAUUGUCUACACCGUCGGUGGCGGCACCGUCUAUGAGACUGUGGCUCCUCAGCCCACCACCGUCCAGCUCCCCGAGACUGAGGUGGUUACUCAGCCCGAGGUCACCAUCCCUGCCACUCCCACCGAGGCCCCCGUUGAGGUCCCUACUGGCGCUGCUGCCGCCAACAAGGCCCCUGUCCUUGCCUUCAUGGCUGGUGUCGUCGGUGCCAUUGCUCUCUUCUAA